UGUAAAUUGAACCAGCAUGAGCAACUGUUACGUCACACUGUCUGAUGUCCUUGCGGCCAGAGGUGGGCCCCUGGAGGAAGAAGAAAUUUGGGCAUUGCUGCAGCAAGUUACACUCCACAUUAUGGAGGACCUACAAAGAGAUUUCUGUGUACCUAACUAUAUUAUAUGCCCAUGGUCAGUACUCCUUUCUACAAAAGGAAAACUAUCUUUUCAGGGAGACUUAGCCCACCAAGAAUUUUUCUCCUUUCAAGCACCUGAAAAGUUACAGAGGCAAAUCUUUACUCGGACUACAGAAUUAGAGAAGAUGUUUGUGUACUCUUUGGGAAUGACACUUUACUGGACAGCCGACUAUCAAGUUCCUCAAAAUCAGCCAAUCCAGUUAAGCGAUCAACUUAAUAGUUUGCUAUUGGCUAUGUGUGAUGACAUUGCCAAAAGAAGACCUUCUCUUGGACAAGUUCUGAAUAUCUGUGAAACCCACCAAGGACAUUCUAGCUUGCCUGCUGCAAACGUGUAUGUCAGAGCAAUGGUGAAACAAACACUUGGAAAUGUAAACAAGGUGGGACAGAUAUCCUUUGAAGACAGCACUUCCUUUCAUCUUCAGAGAAGCAGAAUAGUCAGGGAGAAGCUACAUCAGGAGCACUACAGAGACAUUUCCACUAUGACCUACAGAUGUGGAUAUAACAAAGGUGAAGGAAGUUCACAUCUGGAAGCAAAAUGGGAUGACGAUACCAGGAGUUCAGUGGGCAACAGCUGCCAGGUUUUGAGAAUCAGGAAUGCAAGUGGGAUGUUAAACAGCAGCAACAGUACACAGUGGUCAAGAAAAGGGUCAGAAACUUCAUCCCCACCUGUUACCCCUGAGUGUGACCGUGAAUCACCUGAAACAACACACUUGCUACAGUGCUCGCAGUAUACAGACAGAAGACAAAAGUAUGGUCCCGAGUUUAUUCGAGUUGCUGAAGAACCUGUGGUGACUCUGGAACUGCCCGAAUCCAUUGUGAGUAAGAAAGGAAAAUCACAUUCAUCCCUGAGAGAGCUCAUUGUGGUUAUGUUAAAUGGACAACGUCUUGAAGUGAAGUGUGAUAUGUCUUCCAAAGCAAGAGAUGUCUUUGACAUGGUUGUAGCUUAUGGAAACUUGGCGGAGCACUUUUACUUUGGCCUAGCCUUCCGGAAGGACAGAGAAUUUUUUUUCUUGGACCAUGACAUCAAGCUUUAUAAAGUUGCCCCUGAUGGCUGGAAAGUCAAACUGAAGAAAACACCACGCAUUGCUACACUCACACUCUUUCUAAGAGUAAAGUUUUUUGUUGAUACCAUCAGUCAUAUUCAACACACUUUGACUCGGCACCAGUUUUAUUUACAGCUGCGAAGGGAUAUUCUUGAAGAGAAGCUUUAUUGUAAUGAUGAGACAGCUCUCCAUUUGGGUUCUCUAGCACUGCAGGCUGAGCUUGGAGACUACUUAUCUGAGGUACAUGGCAAAGAUUAUAUUCAAAUGGAGCAUUAUAUUCCUGGAAGUGUUACGGAAAAGAUGUCUUUAACCUGUCUAAAGGAAGAAUUGCCUAGACUGCAUAGAAAUAAUGCAGGUUUGUCACAGGAAGAGGCAGAGUUUCAGUAUUUAAAGCUUACACAACAGCUUCCAGAGUAUGGGGUGCUGUUCUAUCGAGUAUUGCAAGAAAAAAAAGUAUCCAAAAAUGAAUUACUAUUGGGCAUCUGUGCGAAAGGAAUCAUUGUAUAUGAAGUGACAAAUGGCUCCAGGAUUGCACGUCAGCGCUUCCAGUGGAAGGAAAUGAACAGACUUUCAUCAGAUAAAAGGAAAUUCUGUAUCAUCAGUAAAUUAGGUACAAAGCAUACAUUCAGUGCUGAAAGUACGAAGCUGUGUCAAUACCUGCUGGAUCUCUGUUCUGCUCAGCAUAAGUUCUACACAGAAAUGAACUCGCGGCAGCUCAAAUAUGCAUCUAGAACAGAUGAAGAUGAGUGGUCGACAAUAGGAAGAAGAUAUACAUUUCCUAAUCCUCAUUUUAAUGUGAUGAAGAGGCUAUCUCAGUCAGCGGCUGUACUGCACUGUGCCAGUACUGAAGGUUUACACGCUCCAUUGACAAGCAAGUCAUGUGACGACUUCAUUAUGGAUGUCGAAGCUAUGAUCAGGAGUGGAAGCAAUAUGUCCAGCACGUCUCUUGGAAGACUUCAGUCUGAUGUGAACAUCACAAUGAAUGAAAAACGGAAGAGUCUGGAUUACCUUUCAGUCCAUUCAGCAAAGAGCACAGCAAGCAGUAUUUCAGCGUCAUCUAAUGUGCAAAGGCCAAAAGCUACGAGUAUGCCUGAGAGAGAAAUUCACUGUCUGUCCCUGAGAAGAGAUCCAAAACAUGGAUUAGGUUUUACAGUCAUUGGUGGAGAGAACACAGGAAAGUUAGAUCUUGGGAUUUUUAUUGCAUCUAUCAUCCCAGGGGGCCCGGCAGAUAGAGAUGGUCGCAUUAAACCAGGUGCACGACUGAUCUCAUUGAAUAAAACCAGCCUAGAAGGAGUGACCUUUGAAUGUGCAGCCCAUAUAUUACAAAGUGCACCAGAAGAAGUGGAGCUAAUCAUUUCACAGCCAAAAAGUGAAGACAGAGUGCAAGAAAGAAGACAAUCUCCAAGUAAGAGCAGCAUCAGUAGCUUUGACCAUACAGAAAUUAUGAUGCAGAAGCCAGAGAUCAGUGGCAUUUAUGAAUCCCAGAUGAACGUGGAUGAAUUAGAAAUGGUUUUGUCUGAGAGACUAGUACCAGGAUUGGGAAAUAAAAUGCCUGUCCUAUCAGCAAAUGCAAAUGACACCCAGGAUGGAAGAAAUCCCAUGGAGUUCAAACAAUCUUGUUUGAAACCAGGACAAAAAUAUUGUUUGGAGCUGGUGAAAGUUGAUGGAAGCCUUGGAAUCUGUGUAACUGGAGGUGUGAACACCAGUGUUCGUGAUGGUGCAAUAUAUGUGAAGACUGUGGUUCCUGGCGGAGCAGCUGACCAUGAUGGGAGAGUUACAAAAGGUGAUCGUCUGCUUGAAGUUGAUGGUAUAAGUCUGCGAGGUAUCACACACAAACAAGCAAUGGAGUGCCUUAAGAAUACAGGACAGGUUGUAAAACUGGUCUUGGAAAGAGGGCAACAAAAUGAACCAGAAGGAUGUAACCCUCAUUCAGAGAAUGAACCUUCACCUUGUAUCCACAGACAGGAGUCUCAGACAACUGUUUCCUUUGCAGAAUCUCUACCCAUCACAGGAGGACAGCACAGCUUUGUGACAGAAGAAAACACGUUUGAUGUAAUAUUAAGAAAGAAUGCCGGUGGCCUGGGCUUUAGCUUUUUACAGCUCGAAGAAAGUUCAUCUGAAUGCCAUGAAAAGGGGAUUGUAAGAAUAAAGAGAAUGUUCCCCGGCCAACCAGCUGCUGAGAGUGGAAAAAUUGAAGUUGGUGAUGUUAUCCUUUCAGUGAAUGGAAUACCUGUGAAAGAACUGUCUUAUAAGGAUGUUCUUCAUUUACUGCAUGGACCACCUUCGAAAGUCGCAUUAAAGCUUUGCAGACCAAAGCCUGGAGUUCUUCCUGAAAUAGACUUUAGUAUUCUGACUCCUGCACCUUCCCCAAUAAAGGACAUGUCAUUGACAGCUUCCCCUGCACCCAGUCUGUUUAGAUAUGAAGAUGAUCUGUAUGCCACACAAAAGCAGGAAGAAAUGGAUGAACACAGUUCAGACAGAUCUAGUGAACCCUGUCACAUAGCUGAUUGCUCAGAUGUGAGCAGUAGCAGUGAUGAGGAAAGAGAUGGAUAUGUUCCAAGCCAUGCUGUCCAAGAACCUAGUGAUUUGUUUAAGCAUAUUCAAAGUUUUCUAGAAGAUGAAAGUACAUCUGAAACUUACACAACUCUGGGUGAAGAUGUCAGAAAGAACUGCCAGUCAAUCUGUGAUAUAUCAACACAUCAAAGUGCCACAGGGGAUGAGUAUGAUAUACCAGAAACUGCAUACUAUACAUCUGAGCUGUCUCUGUCUGUACCAUUGGAUGAAGAGUAUCUCACUAUAAGCUCUACCUCAGUAACCUCGCCCACAUGCAGUGAAAGCUCAAGGCCAGCAUCACUAAACAUUGUGACACCGCAACCGCGGAAUCAAGUGCCAUCACCAGCACCACAAAUCCUUACCGAACUUGUCAACAGUGAUAAUGAGUGGGAAGAGAUCGAGGAUGAAGAGGUUGAUGAAGGGAAGGAAGUGGAAGAAGGGAGCUCUGCUAUUGAUCUAAAUGCAGUGGUGAAUGAUCAAGCUGAAGAAAUGUGCAUUCAGUGGACUCCAGAACAGAUUCCUGAUAUCAACUUGGUGAAAGGCUCCAAUGGACAACUAGGCUUAAAGCUAACUGGAGGAGCUGGAAGCAGGUGGCAAGAUAUUUAUGUUCUGGAGAUUGUAGAAGGUUCACCUGCUGGUCGAGAAGGUAGCCUGCGACCAGGUGACAAGAUCAUUUACAUCUGUGGUGUGUGUAGUAUGGGAAUGACUCUAACUGAAGCCGUGAAAGCUUGUGAAUCCGCUGGUCCAGAAGUACAGAUUAAAGCAAUAAGAAAUGGAAAGCCUGUGAUGCCCAAAGUUCAUUCAGAUGAGAUCGUGAAUCCAGAAGACAGAUGUAACUCAUCACCUUCUUUGGAGAAACAGACAUACCAGAGACAGGAGUUGGCCAAUGAAGAAAUGCCACAUUCAAAAGAAGAGAUUUCUGUGUCAACAAAUGGUUCAUCUAUUUCUGUAAAAUAUGAGAGCUGCCUACUACUAAUAGAUCUGGAGAAACCACUGUCUGGAGGCCUAGGCUUUGCACUGGUUGGUGGCAACAAUGGAUCUGAACUUACCGUGAAAGCCAUCAGCCCUGGUAGUAUUGCUGACCUGGAUGGCAGACUUCAGAUUGGAGACAUUUUAUUGGAAGUAAAUGGUGGUGAUGUAUCUGGCCUGUCUCACAAUAAAGUUGCUGAAUUGUUACGUCAGGCUGAAGGAACUGUUCAGCUGACAGUCUGCAGAAACAUGCCACUGCCCCCCAAAUGUUCAGAAAUUCAGCCAGCAAACAAUUCUUGCACAUUGUCUGGAAAUUCUAAAAAUGGCAGUCUUCAUGGUGCUGGUGAUGCUGAAAGAGAUGUAUAUCAGUCAUGUCCAGAGGCAAAGAGUGAAGAUAAUGGUUUAAUUAAUGCAACUGUAUGCUCUGAGGAUUUGGUUUCUGGGAAGAUGCCCCCUGCACAAGAAAGCAGUUUGAUUUCGGCUGACCUAUAUGAUCCUGGAAUGGAGACGGCAAGUGAACCAUUGCAGAUAACAGAGCAGCUUUAUGAAGAUGGAGACAUUAUUGCAGAGUGUGGCAAUGAUAAGAAAAGAGGAGACAUAAAAAAGUGUAACAGCUGGACUAGUGAAGAUGAGGAUAGUGGAUCUGGUUUUCCCAGCAUUUCAACACUGGCUACAGAGAAAAUAAUGAUCUCAGAAGAAGAGAUACUGAACUUGAACCUGAUGGCAUCUUAUAAGACAAGGAACUACUCAGGGUCCAGCUUGGAUGCUAUAAUUGUGUCUCUUCAGGAACAAUAUAAUCUGCAAGAGCCACUGAAGGAAUUUAUGGCACUGGAACAUAUAACGCCACUUGAUGCCUGCUUAAUAGGAAAGACUCCAGAGAACCGUGAGAAGAACAGAUACAGAGAAAUCCUUCCAUAUGAUGAAACACGAGUUCCUAUUGGGGAAGGAAAGGAUUACAUCAAUGCAAGUUACAUCACAAUGCCUGUCGGCUUUGAGGACUAUCACUACAUUUCUACACAAGGACCUUUGCCUGGUACAAUCAAUGACUUCUGGGAAAUGGUGUGGGAAAAUAAUGUUAGUGUUAUUGCAAUGAUGACACAAGAAGUGGAACAUGGAAAAAUUAAAUGCCAUCGUUACUGGCCAGACAACAUUGAGAAGACAAUGGACACUAACAAAUACAUUCUGAUACUUGAAAAUUACCAGGCUCUGGAUUUUCUUACAAUCAGUGCCAUUAAAAUUUUUCAGAAGGAGACUGAAGAAGUUCACUAUGUUAAACAACUGCAGUUCACAACGUGGCCUGACCAUGGUACUCCAACUUCAUCAGAGCAUCUUGUGCAGUUUGUUCACUUCAUGAGGAAAUUUCAUCAGUCAGGGCCUGUGGUUGUCCACUGCAGUGCAGGAGUUGGAAGAACAGGUGUUCUUAUCUGUGCUGAUGUAUUGCUAAAGAUAAUUGAAAAUGAUAUAAGUUUCAACAUUAUGGAAAUAGUAAAGAGUAUGAGGCAUCAGCGUUAUGGCAUGGUACAAACAAAGGAACAGUACAAAUACUGCUACAAAUUUGCACUCGAAGUUCUGCAUAUUCUACAGUCUCUUGAAAAGAAGAGUGCAGAUGAUUUAUAAUUUUACAUAUUGUACAGAACAUUUGUGCAGUCUGCCUCAGAUUUAGGACUGCUUCACAAAAAGAUAAUUCAAAGAGCAUUUAUUUACAUGGUUGCAGUUUCAUUUCCAAGAAUUUUCUUACCGCUUAUGAAAAAUGCGAAGGUCUGACCUCUGAAACUUUUUUUUAUUAUCUGGAGUUGACAUGACUUACUUCAUAAAUUGAUAAGCAGUGUCACCAGUGAAUGGGGUGUGUAAAACACAGACUUACCAAUGAAUGUCACAUCACCACUAUGCACAACUGCCUAUACUGCAUCAUUUCCAUGACCAUUUUAAUGUCAUAAAGGGAGUAUUGGAACAGCGUGUAACUGGUAAAAAUUCUGGCUACUGAUAAGUUAAUGUAUUAUUGAACAAUAUAUUAAGCAGUGAUAUUUGGAAAUCAAAUAUGGAUACCAGAGUUGAAAAUACAGCUUUGAAAACACAAAUGGAAAAGUUUCACUGUAGCCUUUUUAAGAAGGCUGUUGUAAUUUUUGGAUGCUAGAAUUUUUUUACCACUGCAUGGUGAAAUAAGCUAAGCAGGCAUAUUAUCCAUUUGUAUUUUAUCCAGUUUUAAAAACUGAACAGAAUCCUUUGACAUUGCUUGCUCCAUUUAACUAUCAUGUAUCGUUAAGAUAUUAAUGCAUAAUUGUGCUUUGUGUUCCAGUUUUGAUUUUAUUUAUUUUAUUUAUUGACAUUUAAUUACUGGGGAAUUCUGACUGGUUAGUAGACCAUUUUCAGCACUAGCCAUGAGAGAAAAACUCUAAAGUAUUAUAAAAAUAUUUUAAGAGCAAUAUUUUUUUAAUUUUAAAACUAAUUAAAAACAACUACUGUUUAGAUAAUUAUACUGAAUUUAAUAUGAAAACAAUGGUUAAGAAUAGAUCGGUUAUAUGACAAAUGAUUCAAUAAUUAGAGAAAUUAUAGCCAGUUUAUUGAGAAAUUAAAGGUAAGUUAGUAUAAUAUCUAAUAUUGAUGUUAUUUUUUUAUAUUCAUUUUUAUUGGUGUUGGGUUUAAGAAUGCCUACUCCCAGUGCAUCACACAUAGCCUACCCAUGACAAAUUUUUGCUGAGAAGAUAGUUAAGAUAUUAAAAUAGUUAAGAUAUAAAAUAUCAAAAAAAAAAAAAACUGCCACCAUGGCAGAACAGGAUAAAGCAUUAGUAGAUUUUAAGGGGUGUAACUGACAGAAAGCAAUAAUAUAUAAAAUAUGAACUCAGUAUAAUUUUUGUUGAUAAAUUAUUUUUGUCAUUACUGAUAAAGAUUUUUGACAUAGGAGAAGAUAUGAAAAUGCAUUUUUUUCAAGAAUUUUUUCAGAGUAAUUUACUGUACUCCAACAAAUUUCCAUGAAGUAUUGCCAGAGGAAGAAAAUUCCCCUAGCCUUCUUUAAACUUAUCAUAUAGUGAUAUGCUAUUACAGCUGCACAUAUGAGUGCAUGAUAGUCAUAGUACUACAUCUAUUUAGUAUAUAUGGUAUUUGUGAAGGCAUGGGUAAUAUCUGUGUAACUGUCCUCAGUUCUUCCACCCCCUCCCCCAUAUUCUAUUUUAUAUUUUAUUGUAUUUUGGAUAUUUAUUUCUGUGUUUUUAGUUCAUGUCCCAUCCUGAUGUCUGUAUUACCAGGGGUCAUGCCCCCAGCAAUUUAUAUUACAAUUUGACUUGGUUUAUAUUUCACUCCUUUUAAGGAAAGAUAGAUGUUAUUAUCUUCUGAUUAAACAUUAAAGCAUUUAUGUACACUAA
Molecule: messenger RNA, 8103 nt
Organism: Protopterus annectens (West African lungfish)
Lineage: Eukaryota; Metazoa; Chordata; Ceratodontiformes; Protopteridae
Product: tyrosine-protein phosphatase non-receptor type 13-like
Exons: 44
Coding region: 17-6361 (2114 amino acids)
Biological process (GO): protein dephosphorylation
Cellular component (GO): cytoskeleton
Molecular function (GO): protein tyrosine phosphatase activity; protein binding
Source: RefSeq, a predicted model, not a curated record